Acanthisitta chloris (rifleman) is the source of this 417-nucleotide messenger RNA. It is a transcript of the gene CPT1B, whose product is annotated as carnitine palmitoyltransferase 1B (muscle). Gene Ontology annotation, cellular component: mitochondrion. Gene Ontology annotation, molecular function: carnitine O-palmitoyltransferase activity. The transcript has 3 exons. The record is from RefSeq and is a predicted model, not a curated record. Gene Ontology annotation, biological process: carnitine metabolic process; fatty acid metabolic process. NCBI's taxonomy places the organism in Eukaryota, Metazoa, Chordata, Aves, Passeriformes, Acanthisittidae. The annotation marks the transcript as partial.
UUCAUGCUGGCGACAGACAAGUUCCAACUGGGCUACACGGAGGGAGGGCACUGCAAGGGGGACCCCAACCGCCAGCUGGCACCCCCCCAGCGCCUGCAGUGGGACAUCCCUGCGGAGGGCAUCGCAGCAAUCGAGGCAUCACUGCGCGUGGCGCAAGCUCUGGCCAACGACGUGGACUUCUGCUGCUUCGCCUUCUCCACCUUCGGGAAAGGUCUCAUCAAACGCUGCAGGACCAGCCCUGACGCCUUCGUCCAGAUCUCCCUGCAGCUUGCGCACUUCCGCGACAAGGGCUCCUUCUGCCUGACCUACGAGGCCUCCAUGACGCGGCUCUUCCGCGAGGGUCGCACGGAGACCGUCCGGUCCUGCACGGCCGAGGCCACGGCCUUUGUGCGCGGCAUGGCUGACCCGCGGCUCAGC